GGCACAGGUAAGGAAUGGUGAGUCGUAUUCAUGGGUUGUACUAGUUGCGUCUUGAAGGUUUAGUUUCGAAGAUGCAGACGUAGUUACUUCGGGUAAAUCGUAUGAGUUCUCUCAUGGUCAAGUAAUCUCACUCAGAACUUCUGUGAACAGUUUUGGAUUACUCAAAAUUCGUAUGUAGGCAUCACUUCGAGCGUCAUACAUUGGUUUAAUUUGGGCUAACUGAUUCGUAGCACCAUGGUGCCAGUCUCAUAACUAGUACUGAGUUGGUGACUUACAAUAGUAGUGAGCAAGAACGAUCUAAGACAAUAAAGUGUUUACGCUCAUCUUCGAAAACUUGCUUGGAUCACGUUUUAUCUAAGUGUGCACACAUUCUGUGGGUGCAUAACCGAGGCUAACUGGCUGAAUAACUAGUUUGGAUAGUGACUUUAUGUCAGUCUAUGUAGAAGCGUAAAAUCUCUAUCCUCGUCAUUGAAAAGUGAAAUCUUUCCGACGUAGUAACGGUUCUAUUUUUGGUACUGCCUAGCUCAGAACUCUUGAACCCGCUUAGUUUUAUUUGCUCGAAUGAAACGUAAUGUAGCAUCUGUAUCCAGAAAGCCCAAUCUGCAAACAAAUGGUUAUUUACAGACAGCUUAUCAAAAAUGUCGCUUGUCUAAUUUGGAAUUCAUAUUAAGUUUUUCAAAAUAAAGACAAUCGUGUGUCCAUUCUCUAGGUAACCAAGCAUACUUUUUUUCCCCAGGUUACUACUUUCACCCAUGGUGAACUUCACAAGGUUUGUAGAGGCUGGACGCGUUGUAUUCAUUGCCUCUGGACCUUAUGCUAAAAAGGUGGCAAUCAUCGUAGAAAUAAUCGACCAAAGACGUGUUCUUAUCGAUGGGCCAUGCUCCGGCGUUCCUAGACAAGAAAUAAGUAUAAACAGACUGCAUUUAACAAAAUUAAAGUACAAACUUCCACAUGGAUGUGGUACAAAUUCAGUCGAGAGACAUUGGAAAAGGUACGACAUAACUAAGAAUUGGGAGAACACUGUGUGGGCACGAAAGCUUCAUCGCAAAUCCCUGCGAGCGGCAAUGACCGAUUUUGACAGGUUUAAAGUCAUGGUAGCUCGUAAACAGCGCAACAACAUUUUGAAACAGUUCAAGUUGAAAAAGCCGGUCGAGAAAACUUCAAAGCCUGUGAAGAAGGCUGUAAAAAAGUAA
This is a messenger RNA of Schistosoma mattheei, 1193 nucleotides long. The record is from the annotation of a GenBank genome assembly. NCBI's taxonomy places the organism in Eukaryota, Metazoa, Platyhelminthes, Trematoda, Strigeidida, Schistosomatidae.